AGCAAUUCCACGUGGACAUACAGGGGCCGUGUCCAAGUGCCACUAUGGCAACCGCUGUUUUAUGAAUAUGAUGGAUGAUGAUACUUGCUAUGGUUUACAUGUUGCCAUGAACGACAACAAUGAUAUUCACUCGACGCAUAUCACUUCGGAAGACCCCGGCUCGUACCCCUCAGCUCAACGGCAAAGUUGA
Molecule: messenger RNA, 190 nt
Organism: Sphaeroforma arctica JP610
Lineage: Eukaryota; Ichthyosporea; Ichthyophonida
Exons: 1
Source: RefSeq, a predicted model, not a curated record